GAAAAUUUUUGGAAAAAGGCUACUGCUAAAUUAGACUCAUCUCAUUCGUUGCUACUCCUUUUCACCAGCCUCAAAAUUUUCAUGCUCAGGAAAAAAAGGGGAAAAAAACAAAAGAAAAAUGUCCCAAACCUAUACAAGCUGAGAAUGGGGCAGCUCGCGGCGGCGCCACCGUGCCGCACCACCUUCUUACCCGUCGUCGCUAUGUCGAAACUCCAGAGAUACCCGCUUGAUUCGACCCGUAAAUGGCAUUGCCGGAGAUUGAGGCUGCCAUUGACUGCAAAAGCUCAGAUGGUGAAUCAAUCCACAUACUCGUCCAGAAUUUCCACAGAUAUUCCUCUCUACGAAACUCCCGAGGCCUCGUUUGAUCAGUAUUUGGAGAAUAAGCCCAGGGUUUUCAAAGCAAUAUUUCCCGAUAAACGCCGGAGCCAGCAGCUUAAUGAGUUGCUAGCCUGCUACACGCUUGAGAAUAAAGGAGAAGAUGUAAUCGACAUGAGGUUAAGGUGUAGAACUCAGGGGAUGGGAUACCCACAGGGAGUCCCUCGCGAUAUUACAAAGGUCUUAGAACUUGAUAUUGUCAGAUGGGAGCUUCAGGGCUUAGAUGAUAUGCUCAAACCAUCUCAAUUUUCCCUUGGUGUAAAAGGGGCUCUUUAUCCAGAUAGGCGUGGUCCACGAACAAGACUCAAGGGUCAACUACAGAUGAGCAUAACCUUUGUUCUCCCUCCUGUACUUGCUUUGAUUCCUGAAGAUGUUCGGCGUAAUGUGGCAGAAUCGGUUCUUAAGAGACUGGUGGAGAACAUGAAAGCCAAAAAAAACAGAGCAAGUUGGAAGCUCAGAGCAAAAAGAGGGAGAAAAUCGGGCCGAAUAAUGGAGCCCCUCUACCCCAUCCGCCGCCUCACCCCCACCGACAUCCACCUCAUCGAGGCCCGAAUCGCCGCCAACGACCGCGAGAUCCAAACUCUCCUCCGCGACAACCAGCGCCUCGCCGCCGCCCACGUCGCCCUCAAGCAGGACGCCGCCGCCGCACAGGACGACCUCCGCCGCGCAUCCGCCGCCGCCGCCUCCGUCAAGGCUGACCGCGACGCCCGUGUCCGCGAGGUCUACGACCGCUCCCUCAAGCUCGAGGCCGAAGCCCGGCCCCUCGACGGGCUCGCCGCUGAUCUGGGCCGCGUCCGGGCCGCAAUCGAGGAGCUUCGGGCCGAACUCAAGGGCCGAUUUGAAAAUCUGAGGGCAAUCGAGGGAGAGAUCGCGGCGGCCCAGUCCGAGCUGCGGCGGGUGCCGGAGCUCCGGUCCGAGAUCGAGUCGGCUCAGACGGAGAUCCACCGAGGAAGAGAGGCUAUUCAGCGCGAGAGUGAGAUGCAGACGACCAACUUCCAGAUCGAUCGAGCUAUGGAGAAGCAUAUGGUGGCGAUGGCCCGCGAGGCUGAGAAGCUUCGAUCUGAGCUUGCGGAUGCGGAGAAGAGGGCCAUGGCCAUGGCUGCAGUUUCGGGUCUUAAUCCGGGACCUGGAUUUGAUUUGAUCAGAUAUUGA
Messenger RNA from Striga asiatica, 1527 nucleotides. The record is from the annotation of a GenBank genome assembly. Lineage: Eukaryota; Viridiplantae; Streptophyta; Magnoliopsida; Lamiales; Orobanchaceae.